UAACAUUAUGAAAUAACAUUUUACUACCUUACUCGACAAAUCAAAUACAAAAUUUAUAUACUAGUAUACUAGAUACCGUGUAUAGCGUAAUAUGGGCAGACUAAAAGAAUUUGAAUGCGCAGAUUAGUGUCGUAAAAUAAUUACAUGGAACGGUUUCCGAUACAUUGAACGAAGUGGCUGGAAGCAUUGACUGUCAAGUGCCUACUAGUGUGUAUGUACUGGUGGCAUUCUGUCGAAGCGUUUAAUUUUAUAGCCUUAACACAGCCUGUCUAAAGCACGAAUCACCAUGGGUAAAAGGAACAAGAAAAAUAAGGAGAGCGGAAAGCGUUCAACUACCCCGUCAGAGGGAAAGGAGCUGUCGAAGCAGCAGAAAAAGCAGCUGAUGGAGCUCGUUACACAGUUAUUACAAACAUGUAUGGUGAUGCCUGAUGGUCCAAAAGAAUAUGAGUAUUAUGUAGAGUUACACAGCUUUGUAGAAAAGAUUCGAGCAAUUCAAGAAGGUCUAAGCUGUCCACCAUUAGACAGAGAGAAAGCUAUCCCAGAUUUUUUGGAGUGGUUGAAGAAACAUGACAUUGACACCAGCAGUGUGGAAAUCACCAGUUUUCCAGACUGUGGAUAUGGACUGUUGGCCACCAAAGACCUCAGUGAAUCUGACCCAUUCCUGACAAUUCCCAGAAAAGUCAUGAUGACCACAGAGACAGCAAAAGACUCACAGCUACUAGGUCCAUUGAUUGAGGAAGACAAGAUCCUACAAGCCAUGCCUAGUGUUGUCCUAGCCCUCCAUGUCCUCUGUGAGAGGAGGCGACCUGAAUCCUUCUGGAAGCCAUACAUUGAUGUUUUACCUAAUGGGUACACAACACCCCUGUACUUCACCCCCAAAGAAUUACUGCAGCUGAAGGGCUCUCCAGCUCAAAGUGAUUGUAUAAAACAGUUCCGUAAUAUUGCUCGGCAGUAUGCCUGCUUUUAUAGAGUGUUUCAGACAAGCCAGAAUGCAGACAAACUACCCAUUAAAGACUGCUUUACUUUUGAUGACUACAGAUGGGCAGUUUCCACAGUCAUGACCAGGCAGAACCAAAUUCCAACAUCAGACGGCAGCAAGAUCACAUUUGCUCUCAUUCCAAUGUGGGACAUGUGCAAUCACUGUAACGGCACGAUCACAACAGACUACAAUUUGGAGAAGGACUGUAGUGAGUGUUUUGCUCUGAGGAACUUCAAAGCAACAGAACAGAUAUUUAUAUUUUAUGGAGCAAGAUCAAAUGCAGAGCUUUUAAUCCAUAAUGGAUUUGUUUAUCCAGAAAAUGAACUGGACAGAAUUGCUAUACGAUUAGGAAUCAGUAAAGGUGAUCCACUUUAUGAACAGAAAAACGAGCUGUUGAAGAAACUAGGAUUAGCUGUAUUAAGGAAUUUUUACAUCCACACAGGAAUGAUCCCAGUAGAUCCUCAGUUAAUGGCAUUUCUGAGAGUGUUCUGUAUGUCUGAAGAGAGUCUCAAGGAGUUGAAUUCCAAGGAGCUGACAGAGGAGGAUGCAGAGAAGAUCGGAGAUAUUGAUGUUCCUGUGUCGACAGAGAAUGAAGAGAAAGUAUGGGCAUUCCUUGAGACUCGGACUGCACUUUUAAUGCGUGCCUAUGAAACCACAGAGGAGGAGGAUAUGGAACUGCUGAAGAAGACAGAUAUGAAUAUUCAUGAGAGACUAGCUGUACAAUUACGAAUGUGUGAAAAACAAAUAUUGAAAGCAACACAAUGCUAUGCUGGAGAUCAGAGGAAAUCUGUCAAGGGGGAUAACUCUGACACAGCAGCAGCAUAGACUCCAAAUCAUGGAAAGACUAAGAAACUACGUGAUGUGAAUGUUGUAGUUGUCAUUUCAAAAUUUACAUUGUAUUUUACUUGUGUUUUUUAUUAUUAAAAAUUUGCAAAUAUUUUUUCAACUGACUAAGAAAAAGCCUUUUGGAGAAAUAAGUACUGCAAUGUUUUUUUUUUUUAAUUCUGUGCAACCAGGAGGCAGGGAACCUUUCUGGUUUUCUAUUUAUUUAUUUUCUUUCAAUAUUAUUAAUAAAAUAUUUUAUUAAAUGUCCUAAUUACCAUGUAUACAUUGUGUACAGUCAAGAGAAGAUAACUCUUGUCAAUACAGAUCUGUUGUUAGAUUGGUUUUUUGGGGCUUAUCUAUGAUAGUAUACAGUAAAAUAGUAUACAGUUAUGUUAUGAGAACUGGACAAAAAUUUCAAUAAAAUAUUAAUGAAUUAA
Messenger RNA from Ostrea edulis (European flat oyster), 2241 nucleotides. RefSeq names its product actin-histidine N-methyltransferase-like. Gene Ontology annotation, molecular function: protein binding; histone H3K4 methyltransferase activity; protein-L-histidine N-tele-methyltransferase activity. Lineage: Eukaryota; Metazoa; Mollusca; Bivalvia; Ostreida; Ostreidae. Bases 287 to 1804 code for a protein of 505 amino acids. The transcript has 16 exons. The record is from RefSeq and is a predicted model, not a curated record. Gene Ontology annotation, biological process: positive regulation of transcription by RNA polymerase II; peptidyl-lysine dimethylation; actin modification.